UCUCUCUCCCAUCCACAAUGCGCGCAGGACAGGUCGCACUCAUCACCGCCGGCGCCGCCGUCACGGGCGUGCUGGGCUACGCGGUGUACUUUGACUACAUGCGCCGCAACUCGCCCACGUUCCGCAAGGGUUUGCGGAAGCAGCAGAAGAAGAUUGCCGCGCAGGCCGAGGCUAAGGCCAAGGAGCAGGCUGUGCGGGACCAGCGGGAACUCACCCUCGCCCUUGUCGAGCUCGAGCUCGAGCAGCCCCCCUCGUCGCCCGAGGCCAUGGAGGCAUACUUCCAGGAGCACGUCGCAACGGCCGAGGGCCUCGCCGCCCAGGGCCCCGAGCACUACGUCAAGGCCGCGACGCACUUCUACCGCGCCCUCCGCGUGUACCCCCAGCCGGUCGAGCUCCUCAUGAUCUAUCAGAAGGUCUGCCCCGAGCCCGUGUUCCAGCUUGUGCUCAAGCUCACGCAGCUCUCGUCGGCGGCCAACGCCGGCGGGGCUGCGGCUGUGCAGCGCGUUGCGACGGGCGGCGUGACCGCCGUCGAGGAGGACGACGUGGACGAGGCUGCGCCGGCCGACGCUGAGGACAAGGAGGAGAAGAAGGAGGAGGAGACGGACGAGGAGAAGGAGGACACGGCCAGCCACCCAUCGAGCGGGGCGUCGUGGGAGAAGGUCAACGAGGACAACUAGUCUUCUGUUACGCUCGUCAUCAACUAGCUUGUAGACACGACUACUCUGCUCGAGCAGCUCGGCUCGGCUCACACAGCUCUAUGUAUCUCUGCAGUGCGCAUGAGAGUUCUGUG
This is a messenger RNA of Cutaneotrichosporon oleaginosum, 790 nucleotides long. RefSeq lists its product as uncharacterized. Gene Ontology annotation, cellular component: mitochondrial outer membrane translocase complex; mitochondrial outer membrane. NCBI's taxonomy places the organism in Eukaryota, Fungi, Basidiomycota, Tremellomycetes, Trichosporonales, Trichosporonaceae. Gene Ontology annotation, molecular function: transmembrane protein transporter activity. Gene Ontology annotation, biological process: intracellular protein transport; tRNA import into mitochondrion; protein targeting. The record is from RefSeq and is a predicted model, not a curated record.